UUAACACAAAACAACCAGUAAAGCAUAUAUUUUACCUUCUUCACAGGGAUUUUCUGAAAAUUUCACCGGCGAGUGCACGUGCAUCCAUUUGAUUCGACGGUAGUUCAGUUCUCUUCCUCGUAACAUAAGACAGAAGUAGGUGCAGAAUAAAAAUUAUUAUAUAUGCAGACUUCAGCACAUAUGCCUAAGUUUGAGAUUGUGAGGCUUGAGGAAGCUCCUCGAGUAGUUGAGCGCCACAUUUUGGAUCUGAGAAAGAAAUAUGGAAACGUUCUAGCAGUAGAUCUUGUUAAUAAGCAUGGAGGUGAGGGUCGCUUGUGUGAAAAGUUUGCCAAUGCAAUGCAGCAUGUUGUCAGUGAUGAUGUGAGAUACCUGCACUUCGAUUUUCACCAAAUAUGCGGGCAUGUUCACUUCGAGCGCCUCUCUAUCCUAUAUGAUCAAAUUGAAAAUUUCCUCAUAAAGAAUCGGAUGGCAUCCUCUCAAGUUACAGGUGCCGCUAAGGUCCUCCUACUUCUUCAGGUGGAUUCCGAGAAAGAUGAGCUGACAAUUUUUACUUUUUUUUUUCUUUUAAAUACCAAGAUGCGACCGUCGAGAAAGACAAGAAAAAGAAAUCUCAGAAAGAAGGAUGCAACCUUCAACUACCAACCCUGCAGUUUUGAGGGAUUAGGUUGUAGUAGUCAUUCGUUAUUAUUGCUGCAAGUAUCUGGGGUGGAUAAUUGAAAUGACAAGAAUCAAUAAUUUCCAGAUCGAAUUCGGAGUA
Messenger RNA from Coffea eugenioides, 757 nucleotides. Its product is annotated as phosphoinositide phosphatase SAC7-like. Lineage: Eukaryota; Viridiplantae; Streptophyta; Magnoliopsida; Gentianales; Rubiaceae. Gene Ontology annotation, biological process: phosphatidylinositol dephosphorylation. Gene Ontology annotation, cellular component: endoplasmic reticulum. The transcript has 5 exons. Bases 163 to 717 code for a protein of 184 amino acids. Gene Ontology annotation, molecular function: phosphatidylinositol-4-phosphate phosphatase activity. The record is from RefSeq and is a predicted model, not a curated record.